AUCCAAAAUCAGAACCCAACCCAACUAGAAUCCUAAUCCCUAGUUUCAUUACAACUAAAAACAACCCUUAAUGACACUGCCACCACCACCGUAUCCCUUACACCAUCGACCUCUCAUAUCUGACCAAUCCUUUCCCCCCACUGUUUAAGAUGUUUCCACCUUUGACCCGAAAAGAACGCAAAUAUCUCGUGGGUUUUGUACCUAUCUUCGCUCGACUCAACAGAUAAUAGCAAAUCCUCUGGCCAACUGCUCCAACACGUCAAAUCCUAACUGAAAAGGUGAGACUUUCCACCCUUUUUCAUCAUCUCAUUUGUUGAAAAUGUUUUCCCAGAAUUUUCCCCCCAUUACUUGAUUCGAAAUUUGAACUUACAGUUUCUUGAAGAAGCUUUUAGAAACCCCUCAGUAUUUUGCUAUAAAUAUAGACCCUUGUGGGCUGUUUUGAAGAAGUUUUCAGAGGUUAAAAUCCCCGUUUGAACAAGCUCUUCAUUUUAGGGAAAAUCCCCUUUUCGUACUCACUAUUUCGCAAGCUUUCCAUUUGCAGAAAAGUCCCUCUUCAUCACUACUAUUGGACUCUCUUUUCAUUUUCUAUACUUCGGUCUUACUCUUCUCUCAACAAAAAAAACUACGACUAGUGGAUUCGACGACUCGACGCCUCCCCUCGCCUCAGUUCGCUGUCCGAAGAAGGUAUGCGUCCGAAGAAUCUAGUCAAAUGAGGAUCAGCCCAAGCAGUUGGUCGGGGUAGAAGCAAAGGCAAACCGAAGGUCGCAUCCCGACUUAGAGAUGUUCCCACUGAUGCCGAAGAGGAUUCGGUUGAAGUGCCUUUGGAGCGACCCACUCGGCAGCUUAGAAGCGCUCCGACUCAGGUUUCCUCCCAGUCUGAAGAGGGGGAAUCCUCUUCCUCCUCAUCCAGUGCUAGUGACCAGGGCACUGAACAAGAGGAAAGCCAAAAAUCUGGUAGCCCUGCGCAGUCACAGGCCAGCCCCUCAGAUGACUCUGAAACUCGGAGACGCUAGGAGAUUCGUAUGAAGGAAAGAUCUGAUAAUGCCCUCUGGCUUUUAGUUCCAGGGUCGUAAGAAUUGUUUGAAUAGGGUUUGGAGCGGGUGAAAGCAGGAGGAAAGCCAAGGUGAAGCAUAUGGGAAGAACACCGGAUAAAUUUUCAGGGGUUGGAGGUAUUUCCCAACAUCCUAGCAGUGCUACAUCAUUACAAAUGGGACUUCCUAAAUGAGCCUUUGGGGGAUUAUUGCCAGAUUCUUGUUCGUGAGUUUUACGCCGCUUAUGGGGCAACGAUGCUGAAUGCUUAGAACAAAACUUAGAGAAGGAACAAGCUAAAACGGUUGGAAGAAGUGGUGGUACGGCGAGUCAAAAUUGAUAUUACACCAGCGACCAUAAAUUCAAUCUAUUUGGGGCUGAUUAUAGGGCGCCGACGAAUCUAUAUGAGAUUGAUUACAAGAUUGCCGCGUGUCAAGAGGAUAAAAUGACUCAAAUGCCGUGGAUUGUAUUGUUCAUCUCAGCAAAGGCAGAACUACCGUGGCGCACCAACCUAAAAGCUCCAAUCUACAAAAGGGAACUAUCACUGGAAGCCAAGUUUUGGUGGACCAUAAUCCACACCCGGAUUCAUCCAACUCAGUUUGAUAAUACACUCACCCCGGACAGAGCAGUCCUUCUAGUGGCUAUAAUGUCCAAAUAUAACAUUGAUCUGGGUCUCCUAAUCGCUGAAGAAAUUCGGUUGCGGGUAUUGCAGCCCCAGACUUCCCUGAUUUUUCCAUGCCUCAUCACCCGGUUAUGCGAAAGGGCUGAUAUUCCUAAAUUGAAAACUCGAGACAAGUACACCAAGGCAGUUCAUGUAUCCGACAUCAUGAAAAGCAAAGAUGAAAUGCUUAAGGAGGAAAGACUUAAGGCUGCACAGUCCACCGCUAACCCUUUUGCCACUUCAGUGCCGGUCCAGCCUGGGUCGCAGGAUGAGCCCCUUCCUAACACCACCAUAGAUUUUGAAAAUGCGGCUAAUAUUGAGGUGCCACCCACCACCAGUGGAAGUGCCACCACUGCAGCACCAUCUACUUCUCAGCCAGAAACCUCUUCAGCCGGUCCCAUACCACCAACAGCUCAGCCAUCACCAGCAGCCCCACCGUCUGGGCGCGUGGUCACACUCAGUGUUGAGACAUUCAGAGAUUAUAUGGCUAAAACUGAUCGGGCAAAUGAAUAGGUUAACAAGGUAAUGUCUCGGUUGCACUCGUUUGUCGACAGGUCAAUCAAGCAUGCUUUGAAACCACUACAGGAAUCCAUUGAAAAGUCCCACCAAAAAAUUCACUCUAGGAUUGAUAGGCUCGAGAUCAGAUUUGCCUUUUGACUCGAGGGGAGUCCACCACUAAUGAAAAAAAUUCUAAGAGGAGUUAGAAAAGUUGAAGGCCGAUAUGUUGGCUUUGAAGGCGAGGGAUGCCAGUGCUGUGGGAAGCACCCUUUCUGCGCCUGUGGUCGGGUUAGAUUUGCCACUAGUAGUGGAUUUGUUGGUGGAUAUUCCAUCAUCACCAGAGGAUAAAGGAAAGAGGAAGAGGUCCGAUGACGAUAAGGUUGACGAUGAAGAAGAGGACAGAGUGUUCAAGAGAGUCCUCCGCGAGUCUCAGAGUGACACACACUUCACCGGGGCUUUAGCCAGUCAUGCACCCCCACCCUAGGGUUAUGUUUCAGAGCCACUCUCCGUCCCACUUGAUGCUUCCACCCAUGCUCCUGUAGCCGAUUCGUUGGGCCCGAGUCAUUCCAAGACCACCCAUUGGAGCCAUUGAUUCAGCGACUGCAGAGGUGGAGACACCUCGCGAUGGUCAUAGCGCUUAGUGCGUCCCAGGGAGCUCCUACCCUCUGCUUUUAUUUUCUUUUACUUAUGCAUUGGGGAUAAUGCAUACUUUUCAAUUGGGGGUGGGGUAGCUCGUUUUUCUUGUAUGUAUGUGUUACUGCAGUUUCUUUUGUGCAGUCAAGUUUAGUAAAGUCCAUGACUUAUAUGAUGAUGGUUUGAUUAGCUUGUGGCAUGUAUAUGUAUUGUUUUGAUUUGAAAAUGAAAAGGCACCCCUCUAAAAAAAUAGAAAUAGUUGUGUAUAAAUACUUGAAUGAUGAAUGAAUGGGAUGCAUGACUCAUUUGGCAACAUUGUGCGGAUUAGUAAUGAGUUGUGGCCUUGAGUACUUGGUUGAGAAAUGAAAACAAUGUGUCCGUGUAGUAACCCGUUGUCAUGUGUUGUGAGAUUUAUUUUUAUCAAGUCUUGUGCAUUAGUGUAGUCUAGAACUUUCCCGGAGAGUGUUUCAAGGCGAAAUCCUAAACUACGCUUGGUUUGAAAUAGGAUGUUAGGCUUUCUUUGUACCCUUUUCUGUGCCCAAAUUUUACCUACCCAUGUUUCUUAUCCCUAGACAACCCCGUUUGAGCCUAUAACCCUUUCUUUGGCACCCUUGUUGCAAGCAUCACCCUCUUUGAUCAUCACGGAAUCAAUUUUUCAAUUACUCUACCUCUUUAAGUGUAUAGGAAGUGCAACAUAGGUGAAAAAGCCUAAGUUGGGGGUGGUAAGAGCAGUGAUGUGA
Lycium ferocissimum is the source of this 3561-nucleotide messenger RNA. RefSeq lists its product as uncharacterized. The coding region runs from base 1475 to 2203 and encodes 242 amino acids. Lineage: Eukaryota; Viridiplantae; Streptophyta; Magnoliopsida; Solanales; Solanaceae. The record is from RefSeq and is a predicted model, not a curated record. The transcript has 2 exons.